Molecule: messenger RNA, 324 nt
Organism: Pelobates cultripes (western spadefoot toad)
Lineage: Eukaryota; Metazoa; Chordata; Amphibia; Anura; Pelobatidae
Source: the annotation of a GenBank genome assembly
AUGGAUUCGCUAAGGAAAGAUGUACAACAACUUGGCAAACAAACCUCCCAUAUGGAAUCCAAGAUGGAUGAAUUUGCCUCUGCUCACAAUGAUUUAGCCAUGCAUGUGGAACAAAUGGAGCAAAAGCUUACAGAUACGGACGUGAAACUUGCAGAUCUUGAAGACAGGGCGCGACGGAAUAACCUACGCUUAAGGGGAAUGCCAGAAACCACACUGCCUGAAAACUUACAGGCCUAUGUAAGAGGCCUUCUUCAAGCCUAUGCUCCAGAAAUACCAGCAGAUAUACUAAUCAUAGACAUUGACUCCCGCUCCCUUGAUUCUUAG